Molecule: messenger RNA, 2489 nt
Organism: Notothenia coriiceps (black rockcod)
Lineage: Eukaryota; Metazoa; Chordata; Actinopteri; Perciformes; Nototheniidae
Product: zinc finger protein 774-like
Exons: 1
Coding region: 18-1295 (425 amino acids)
Biological process (GO): regulation of transcription by RNA polymerase II
Cellular component (GO): nucleus
Molecular function (GO): RNA polymerase II transcription regulatory region sequence-specific DNA binding; DNA-binding transcription factor activity, RNA polymerase II-specific
Source: RefSeq, a predicted model, not a curated record
CUUCAGACUCUCUCCAGAUGUCUGUCACAGAUGUGCGGCUUCAGCCUGCUGCCAGUUUGAACGUCAGUGUGUGCUGGGAGGAAGCAGGAGAAGCCACGUCAGAGCAAGCUGAACACCGUCCAAAUAUGAACACUCAUUCAGGCGGCUCUCCUUCCAGAGAAAACGAUAAUGAGAUAGAGGUGGAUAUUGCAGACGAUGAUGUGACGCAGGAGUGUGACCCGAACAUGCCGUUAAAGGUCCUCGUCGUGAAUAAAUCAUUCAAAUGUCCAGUUUGCAUAAGCACUUUUUCUUCCAAGAAGACGAUGGUACGUCACUUAAAAAAACAUCCACGCGACGGUUCAUCACUGUACCAGUGUCAGAUCUGUGAGCAAAACUUCUGCCACAAGUCUGAAUUCUUCGCUCACAGUAGAACACACCAAGGCCCCAAACCAUACCAGUGCCAAGAGUGUGAGGAAAGUUUUGACGAGAGGGAUAGUCUGCUUGUCCACAGCCUGAAACACACUAAGGAACAACAAAAUGAGUGUCUCAGUGAGAAGGAGGAGGCAGAAACUCACCUCAGAUCAGUGACAGCUGCUGGUGAGAUUAGAGAGCUGAACUGCACUCAGGAAAUACCUGGCAUUAAGACUUUCCCACUUACCUUCUCUCCCUAUGAUCAGAGAGAGUUUGAUCAGGAGUCUCUGCAGCCCCUGUGUCUCUACCAAGUCCAGAGUCUGUGUGAUAUGGAAGAAGACUCCUCGGCUGCAGGAACAGUCAAUCACAUCAAAACUGAGCCGGCUGAUGGAGUAUCAGACUGCAUCAAUGAUGAUCAGUUGCUCCUUUCAGUGAACCAGAGCCAACAGGGAGAAGAUGAGCCCAAACAUCUCAACAAUAGAGAUAUUCAGCCAAGUGGAACUUCAGGGAAAUCCACAGAACUCAUAGUUCAGUUUGAAGAAGGAACAGCAGAGAAACCCUACAAGUGUCCGUGUUGUGCCAAAUGUUUCUCCUUGCAUAAGACUUUAAUAAGACAUGUGAGGAUCCACACGGAGGACAAACAGUACCAUUGCCAGUUUUGUGGGAGGAACUUCGGUCAGAAGUCAGACCUGGUCAAUCACACCAGGAUACACACAGGAGAGAGACCAUACAAAUGCCCAGAAUGUGACAAAUCUUUCACCCAGAAAGGAAACCUGGUGAUUCACAUGAGGAAACACACAGGGGAUAAACCUUAUCAGUGCCUGGAGUGCAGCUGUAGCUUCAGUCAGAGGGCGUCUCUGGACUACCACAUGCAGAGCCACACACACUCUACAGCUCGGACCUGAGGAUGGCCAUUCAAAAUAAACUCUUUUUUUGGCAGUGAGUGUAUAUUCACUUUGCAUUUCAUAACAUUUAACAGACACUUUUAUCUAAAUGACUUACAUACAUUUCAAUACUGUAGACAUGCCUACAGAAGCAAUUUGGGGUUAAGUAUCUUGCCCAAGGACAUUUCUUCGAUCAAACCAUUGACCCUCUGAUUGCUGGACAACCAGCCUGUGGUUUUAUAAAAAAAUGACGAAAACUCGUUUUUUUCUGUCAUGUGCGCUAACAGCCACUAUGGGACGUCUCUAGGAUUUCUUUCACAAAACAGCAUAUUAAGCAAGCAGGAUAUUUUGUAUGACACUUUUCAUUUGCAACUGGGGAUUUCAAUAAAACUUCCUUUGGGAUCCUGCUCAUGUGUCGGUGGAAGCAAAUCAGAAGAAAGAUGUCUUGGCCAAACAAUCAAAUCAGAAAGUCUGAACGGUAACUUCCUACCAAAGGAAUUAUCUGACCUGGGCCGACCCUUUUAAAGAGGCUUUGACUUUAUUGAGGCCUUAACUUUGCACUCAUGAUGCGGACACUGAAGUAUUGCUACUAUCGACGUGUGCAUAGACUACUGGCACUAGUUUCUUUGUUUAGGCCUUGAUUUGUACAUGUUUCUCAGACUCAAAAGUAUUUGCUGGUUUGCUAUGCGUCUAUAUGUUUAACAGUAUUAACAAUUAUUUGAACCUUAGUCCGAUGGAGGUUCAAGUUCAAAACACCUGCUGUUUGUUUGUCUGCAUGAUUGAAGGAAGUUCUCUCUUUCAGGUUAAUCUUCAAGUCAGCUGUUCCUGAUAUUAAAUGAAAUAGCAGUUUAUUUAUGGUCAGGUUAUGGGAUUGCCCUGUGUUGAAACUGUUUUAAUGUUCCCACAGUCAUAAACUAAUGGUUAAUCUGAACAUUUUGCCACUUUUUCAUUUAAUUAAAGUUCUUGUCCUGUUGCUUUUGUUCGAAAACACAAAACUCAUGAUCUGUAUAGGAAAUAUAUUUCUAACAAACCAAACCAGUGUUUUUGACAUUAUGGGUGCUGUUACGUGUAAAGUAUGGUUCUCGACACCACUGUAAAUAGUUAAUGUCAGUGUUCCUGAAAGGUUUUUAAUGUGAUGAGUUGGUUCCCAGUUAAACAUGUUUUCAGAAAAAUAAAGUCAGUGUUAAUUUUGAAAUGUUGUUUCAAUAAAAAAAU